GCUUAGCUUGCGUGGUUUUCUGAGCGAUGCUUUCCUUGUCUCCAUUUUGUAACGCAGGCAGAGAAAGGUUAGGUUCGAUCUUAGACUUGAGCAAAGCGUUCUAUUCACAACGCUUUGAAAGGGCUCUUCGAGAGUCACUCGAUAGCAGACCCACAAAAAGAUUAACAGAGUCACCUGAUUGGAAGAUAUUGACCGAUGCUCGAAAACGGGUUGUCGAAGACCAAAUCAGGAAAGGAGUUCUCAAUGAGGUUGCCUUGAAAGACGCUAAAAGAGAAGAGUUCAACAAAAUUGAGCAGCAACUUCGAAAAUUAUGUCGAAAGUUUGAUGAGAAUAUCAUGGAUGCCACAAGGAAAUUCGAAAAAUCGAUUACUGAUAAGACGAAGAUGGAAGGAUUGUCUCCUCGAGAACUUGAUCUGGCUGCACAAACAGCGGUGUCAAAGGGGUAUGAAAAUGCAACGGCGGAAGAUGGACCCUGGGUGAUCACCUUGGAUGAACCAAACUAUCAUUCUUUCAUGGGGAUUGCUCAAAAUAGAGCUUUACGUGACGAAAUCUACCGUGCCUAUGCUACUCGGGCCUCCAGCGGAGAUACUGACAACACUCUAAUCAUUGAUGAAAUCUUGAAGCUUAGAUUGGAAAAAGCUAAGCUUCUAGGUUAUGACAAUUAUGUUGAGGUUAGCAUGGCAACAAAAAUGGCUACCAUUGAUAAAGCGGAAGAGUUUCUGGAAAAGCUUAGGAGUGCUUCAUGGGAUGCUGCAGUUCAAGACAUGGAGGACCUAAAACAAUUCGCCAAGAAUCAAGGGGCAAAAGAAGCUGAUGAUUUGAGCCAUUGGGACAUUGCCUUCUGGACUGGAAGGCUGCUUGCGUCGAAACAGGAAGAACAUUACAUCGCUAUUCGCAAAAAGAAAUUGAGAGAUGAUACGCAUAGAUAUUUCUCGUUGCCAGAAGUGAUGGAGGGCCUUUUCAACCUUGCAAGGACACUUUUUGGAAUUGAGAUUGAGGCUGCUGAUGGACUAGCGCCGGUCUGGAACAAUUAUGUUAGAUUCUACCAUGUGAAAGAUUCUAUCGGAAAUCCAAUUGCAUACUUCUAUUAUGAUCCCUUUUCUCGACCAUCUGAGAAAAGGGGAGGAAGCUGGACAAGUGAGGUUGUUGGUCGAAGCCAUGUGCUGUCUCGAGAUGGUGCAAGUGCAAGAUUACCAAUUGCUAUCAUAGUGUGCAAUCAAACACCAGCUUUGGGGAACAAGCCGGCUCUUAUUACGUUCCAAGAGGUGAAAGUUGUUUUCCAUGAAUUUGGUCAUGCGCUUCAACACAUGCUAACCGAACAGGACAAAGGCCUUGUUUCUGGCUUUAGAGGAAUAGAGGACGAUGCUGGGGAACUCCCCUCGUUCUUUAUGGAGAACUGGUGUUAUCACAGGUAAUCUUGUCUAGUAAUACUCUUAUAGAGCAUUAGGACUAAUUGAUGUGCCAUCAUGGUUGGAUGUGUUUGCACUUCGCAAAUAUCUAAAAUGGUUAUGCAUAUACCGUGGAUUACAACAAAUGAUUGCUUCAUGAAGCAUUAUGCGAUGUUUG
Messenger RNA from Syzygium oleosum, 1566 nucleotides. Its product is annotated as organellar oligopeptidase A, chloroplastic/mitochondrial-like. Gene Ontology annotation, molecular function: metalloendopeptidase activity. Gene Ontology annotation, biological process: peptide metabolic process; proteolysis. NCBI's taxonomy places the organism in Eukaryota, Viridiplantae, Streptophyta, Magnoliopsida, Myrtales, Myrtaceae. The record is from RefSeq and is a predicted model, not a curated record. The coding region runs from base 27 to 1415 and encodes 462 amino acids. Gene Ontology annotation, cellular component: chloroplast. The transcript is spliced from 9 exons.